This is a messenger RNA of Arachis stenosperma, 711 nucleotides long. RefSeq lists its product as uncharacterized. The transcript has 3 exons. The record is from RefSeq and is a predicted model, not a curated record. NCBI's taxonomy places the organism in Eukaryota, Viridiplantae, Streptophyta, Magnoliopsida, Fabales, Fabaceae. Bases 1 to 711 code for a protein of 236 amino acids.
AUGGUAGCCUGCUCUAAUUCGAGGCCUAUUGGUACCUCUUCAUCUCUGCCCGUGAUUCAGCCUAAGGUAGCUUUGGUUGCCUCUUCGUCCUUCGCUGUUGAUCUAAACCGCACUCGCGACGGAGAAGUGGGUAACACUGGUCCCUUCGGUGAUGUUGCGAUUGGUGGAGCACCGGAUGGUGUGGAAGAUGCAUUUUAUGAUGAAGAUGAUGAUGAUAUGGACCCCACCACGAUUGCUGAUGAUAGCAAUGAUGAGUUAGCGAGGAGUACUUCAGUUGGGAGUGAUGGAGCGGCUAGUUCAGAAACUCCGCAGUACCCCCUGUGCACAUGGUUGAUUCGUAUUAGUCUCCGCCAGUGCAGAGGUAUUUGGGUGGUAAAACGAUACAAUGGACCACAUACUUGUUUGGCUACUUCGUUAUCCAUUGAUCACAAGAGGCUUGAUUACCAUGUGAUCUCGGCCUUCAUAUUGCCUAUGAUUAGAGUCGAUGUUGCCAUAUCGAUCAAGGUUCUACAGAAUGCGACAGAGACCCAUUUUGGUUUUAGACCGACUUACAAGAGUAUUUGGAUGGCUAAGCAGAAGACCGUGGCUCAAAUUUAUGGAGACUGGAAAGAGUCAUAUAAUGAGUUGCCGCAAUGGCUGCUAGGUGUGCAGAUGAUGAUGCCGGGUAGUGUUGCAGUGUUGAGGACGACUCUUGUGCGACUGGGUGGCUAA